Protobothrops mucrosquamatus (brown spotted pit viper) is the source of this 3231-nucleotide messenger RNA. RefSeq names its product ankyrin repeat domain-containing protein 35-like. Lineage: Eukaryota; Metazoa; Chordata; Lepidosauria; Squamata; Viperidae. Bases 1 to 3231 code for a protein of 1076 amino acids. The transcript is spliced from 13 exons. The record is from RefSeq and is a predicted model, not a curated record. Gene Ontology annotation, molecular function: actin binding.
AUGGAGGUCGAAAGCUGGAACAAGCACGACCAGAAGCUGUUUGACGCCGUAGAGAAAGGGGACGUGACCCGGACGUCCCUUUUUGCGUCGAGGAAAACAGCCCACCCCACCAAGCUCAACGCCCUGGGCCAAUCUGCGUUCCAUCUGGCAGCUUCCAAGGGACUUACGGAGUGCCUCACCAUCCUGCUCACCCACGGGGCCGACGUCAAUGAUAAGAACGAGGACGGCAGCACAGCUCUGCACCUAGCCACCAUCGCUUGCCAGCCCCAGUGCGUGAAGGUCCUCAUCCAGCACGGAGCAAAUGAGGACUGUGUGGAUGGAGAGAACCGUACACCUCUACAUUGGGCUGCUUUAUCUGGCUGUGCCUCCAGUGUGUUGCUUCUCUGUGACCAAGAAGCUUUUCUUGAUGUCACCGAUAAGAAUGAGCGGACCCCCCUGAUGAUCGCGGCGCAGGGGAACCAGACGGCCAUCUGCUCUCAGCUGCUCCAGAGAGGGGCCAAAGUCGACCUCCUGGAUAAGGAUGGCAAGACGGCUCUCAUCCUUGCCUGCGAAACUGGGGGCGUGGAGGCAGCUGACUUGCUUCUGCAGAACGGAGCCAACGUGGCUUUGAUGGACCAGACAGGCCACGAUGCCGUUUACUACGCCAUGCGGAGUAAGAACCGGGUUCUCCGGAGACAGGUCCGGACUGCCUUGAAGAAGUGGAAAAAACGAGAACUGGGGAUAUUUGAUUCGUCAGAAACUGGUUCCCAGGUGCCCUCGGAGAGCGGGAAGGAGACCGACGUGAGCAGCCUGGCUUUCCAGAGCGAGGCGGGAGACCAGAGCGACGAUGAAGAAGAGGCGGAGGAAGGCCCCGAGUUACGGGAAUGGCGGAGCCGAUUCCGGGAGGAAAAGAUGAAAGUGAUCCAGCUGGAGCUGCAGCUGGACCAAAAGACGAAAGAGUGCCAGGCCCUCUCCAUGGGGAGCCAGUCCUUGAAGGAGAAGGUCUGGGACCAAGUGCAGGAGAUCAGCCAGAUCCUGCCGGAUCGGGAGGGCCGGAAUCGCGACUGGCGGCAGCCGAGUCGGUGCCACAGCCGCGACCACAUGGAGGAGGACCACUGCCUGGACCUUCUGGCCCAGCAAGUGCGAGAGCUGAAGGAGAGGAAGAAGCAGCAGGAAGCAGAGAAGGAGCUGCCCAAAGCUUCAACGCCAGAGCUGAUGGCCAGUCCCACCAGGCUCCAGCCCGGGAGGGUCCAGUGGCCUGGCGAGGAGGAGUCGGAGGAGCUGAAGCGCCUGCAAAGUGAGCUGCAGGCAGCCCUGGAGGAGAAGGCCAGCGCGGCCAGGCGGGUGGAAGAGAUGGAGGGGCACAUGGAGAACAUGAGGGCCGUCAUCGGGGUCUUCGAAGCCAAGAAGAAGUCGCAGAGCGCGGCCCUCAAGGAGAUGGAGGCCCGGGCGCUGCAGUUGGGCGAUGAGAACCAAAAGCUGCGGGGACUCCUGGCAAAACACCUGGCCGGGCCCCCCGAGAGCAGCCUUGCCCAGGCAAAGGUGGCCCAGUGCAUGAAGGAGAUGGAGGAGAUCCAGGCCCGGGCCCGGGAGGAGAUGGCGGCCAUGCUGGCCGAAAACGAGGACCUGAAGAAGGAAGCCGAGGACGCUGUCCGCAGCAGGCUGCAAUUCCAAGCGGUGCCAUCUGGCGCAGUAAAGAAGUGCAUCUCGGCCUGGAAGAAGGUGGUCGCCGGCCUGGAGGGGGCUCUGGCCAAGCUGGAGCAGGCCUGUACUGCUCUCCUGGACAAGGCCCGACCUCUUCAGGAAGCCAUUUUGGAGUCUCCUUCCAAAACCUUGGUCAACGGCAAUGGCCUUCCUGAAGAAGAGAAGAACGGCUGUGGUCACGAGCCGGGCCACUCGGAGACCCCCGAGGAGCUGCAGAAAGGUGGGGUAGAAAAGCCCCAGCUCCAUAAUGGUCUUGUGGGGCAGGUGAAACUCAGGCCAAAAUCUGAGGUGGUGGAAAGCAAGGCCCGUCCGUGCCGGAGAAGCUCUGACCUGGAGAAGGAGGUGUGGGACCUCAAGCAGAACAAUGGUGGCCUGGUCCAAGAAUUGGCCCAGCUGAGCAGGGAAAGGGAGAAGCUUCAGGGAGAACUUCAGAAGCUACAUGGCCCCAAAGAGGGUUCUCCUCGGGCGGAGAAGACCGAGCGCCUGAUGGAAGAGCUGAAACGGACCGUGGAGUUCUUGUCCCACGAGCUCUCAUUGGAGAAAGAGGAAUCGGGGAAGCUGCGCCUGAAGCUGGAGGAGCAGAGGAAGGAGAUGAUGUUUGUGAGGAACAACUUCCUCAAGAAGGUGAGCCAAGAGGCCAGCGGUAUAGUUGGCGAAAACCUAGACAGCUGCAUCUUGAAGGAGCUCCACUGGAAGCUGGACAAUGUGGUGAGGAAGCAGAACGAAGCUUUGCAGCUGGUGUCCGAGAUGGAAGAGGAGAACCAUGCCCUGCAGGUUGACCGAAGCCUCCCGCCGGAUCCCAGGAGCCCUGGCAGGGACAAACCUGAUCAAGAGAUCUUCUUGGAGGCCUCCGAGGUCAUCGGAGAAAACUGGAGAGUCCGAGAGCAGAUGGUGGAACUGGAGAAAGGCUUGCAGGAGAUGAAGAAGUUGCUGGUUGCAUCUCAAGGGACUCCAGGAGGCAUCCAGGUGGUCAGCCUGAUGCAGCUCCUGGACCGAGUCCUGGCCCAGAUGGCUGAUCUGCGCCAGGAGGAGGAGCAGGUCCUUAGCAAGUAUGAGAAGAUCUGCAGCAUGCUGUCCACCAGGGCUCAGGUCCUAGGGGAGGAGCUGGCGGCCCUCCGGGAGAAAUACGAGCAAGCCAGUGGAGCAUCUGCCCGUCACAGGGAAGCCCUUGGCCGUGAACAGCAGAAGACUCAAGACCUGAUGGCCGAAGCUCUGGAGCAUGAGGAGGAAGUGGAAGAGCUGAGAGGGAAGUCCCAGAAGUUGGAGGGCACGGUGGACAAGCUGAAUAAGAAGGUGGACGAUAUCGCCAAGAUGUGCCAGGAGAGAGACAUCAAGAUCAAGAAGCUGCUGAAGGAGACGGAGAAGCUCUCGAGCGAAAUCCUGAACUUGCGCAGCGAACGCACCCGCCUGAUCCUGCAGAACGAGGUUGCGCAAAAGAACCACCAAGAGAUUGUGGCCGUAUACAGGACCCACCUGCUCAAUGCAGCCCAGGGGUACAUGGAUGAGGAGGUCCACGCCAUGCUGUUGCGGAUCCUGAGGACAGACUGA